This is a messenger RNA of Schistocerca cancellata (South American locust), 1821 nucleotides long. RefSeq lists its product as uncharacterized. The record is from RefSeq and is a predicted model, not a curated record. Lineage: Eukaryota; Metazoa; Arthropoda; Insecta; Orthoptera; Acrididae. Bases 1 to 1821 code for a protein of 606 amino acids. The transcript is spliced from 3 exons.
AUGGAGACCCACAUGAAAAACAUUGUUAAUCUUGGUGAAGCAGAUGGUGGUAAGAGUGCCAGCAGCAGCUCUGAGGACAAGAUUUCAGAUGAUCAUGAAAUUCCCAGUGCCUGGUCCAACUACAAGAAUAUUGGCUGUCUCAUUUAUUGGAUUAAUGCAGUGCAUGUCUACCCAAAGAAAUCAAUGUUUCACCAAAAUAAAUACAAUGUGAAAACCAGUGCAAUAGAAGUGCCUAAAAUGAAACAAAUGCUACUUGACAAGUGGAUUACCAUUAGAAGCACCACAGUACUUGAAAGGCAGGGCCCAGAAUCCAGGGAACUAGCUAGCAAGAACACACCACCCACACCUCAAAUCGAGGAGGAUUUUUUACAGCUAACAAUAGUAGAUGUAAAAAAGAGGGCAGUUGUAAUAGAAGAAGCAGAAGAAGCAGAAGAAGCAGAAGAAGCAGAAGAAGCAGAAGAAGCAGAAGAAGCAGAAGAAGCAGAAGAAGCAGAAGAAGCAGAAGAAGCAGAAGAAGCAGAAGAAGCAGAAGAAGCAGAAGAAGCAGAAGAAGCAGAAGAAGCAGAAGAAGCAGAAGAAGCAGAAGAAGCAGAAGAAGCAGAAGAAGCAGAAGAAGCAGAAGAAGCAGAAGAAGAAGCAGAAGAAGAAGCAGAAGAAGAAGCAGAAGAAGAAGCAGAAGAAGAAGCAGAAGAAGAAGCAGAAGAAGAAGCAGAAGAAGAAGCAGAAGAAGAAGCAGAAGAAGAAGCAGAAGAAGAAGCAGAAGAAGAAGCAGAAGAAGAAGAAGCAGAAGAAGAAGAAGCAGAAGAAGAAGAAGCAGAAGAAGAAGAAGCAGAAGAAGAAGAAGCAGAAGAAGAAGAAGCAGAAGAAGAAGAAGCAGAAGAAGAAGAAGCAGAAGAAGAAGAAGCAGAAGAAGAAGAAGCAGAAGAAGAAGAAGCAGAAGAAGAAGAAGCAGAAGAAGAAGAAGCAGAAGAAGAAGAAGCAGAAGAAGAAGAAGCAGAAGAAGAAGAAGCAGAAGAAGAAGAAGCAGAAGAAGAAGAAGCAGAAGAAGAAGAAGCAGAAGAAGAAGAAGCAGAAGAAGAAGAAGCAGAAGAAGAAGAAGCAGAAGAAGAAGAAGCAGAAGAAGAAGAAGCAGAAGAAGAAGAAGCAGAAGAAGAAGAAGCAGAAGAAGAAGAAGCAGAAGAAGAAGAAGCAGAAGAAGAAGAAGCAGAAGAAGAAGAAGCAGAAGAAGAAGAAGCAGAAGAAGAAGAAGCAGAAGAAGAAGAAGCAGAAGAAGAAGAAGCAGAAGAAGAAGAAGCAGAAGAAGAAGAAGCAGAAGAAGAAGAAGCAGAAGAAGAAGAAGCAGAAGAAGAAGAAGCAGAAGAAGAAGAAGCAGAAGAAGAAGAAGCAGAAGAAGAAGAAGCAGAAGAAGAAGAAGCAGAAGAAGAAGAAGCAGAAGAAGAAGAAGCAGAAGAAGAAGAAGCAGAAGAAGAAGAAGCAGAAGAAGAAGAAGCAGAAGAAGAAGAAGCAGAAGAAGAAGAAGCAGAAGAAGAAGAAGCAGAAGAAGAAGAAGCAGAAGAAGAAGAAGCAGAAGAAGAAGAAGCAGAAGAAGAAGAAGCAGAAGAAGAAGAAGCAGAAGAAGAAGAAGCAGAAGAAGAAGAAGCAGAAGAAGAAGAAGCAGAAGAAGAAGAAGCAGAAGAAGAAGAAGCAGAAGAAGAAGAAGCAGAAGAAGAAGAAGCAGAAGAAGAAGAAGCAGAAGAAGAAGAAGCAGAAGAAGAAGAAGCAGAAGAAGAAGAAGCAGAAGAAGAAGAAGCAGAAGAAGAAGCAGAAGAAGAAGAAACCUAA